Messenger RNA from Lingula anatina, 2381 nucleotides. Its product is annotated as alkaline phosphatase. The record is from RefSeq and is a predicted model, not a curated record. Lineage: Eukaryota; Metazoa; Brachiopoda; Lingulata; Lingulida; Lingulidae. Gene Ontology annotation, biological process: dephosphorylation. Gene Ontology annotation, molecular function: alkaline phosphatase activity.
UUUUUUCCUGCCCUAAAUAGGUGACUGGUGAACGUAUUCAGUGCAGCCAGGGUAUGUUGACACUUCUUAUUGGCAUUGUGUUGACACGGGGACCGAUAGAAUUGAUGGCAUUAAGAUAUGGCCUGCGUGUGUUUGGUCUUGUGGCAAGCGGACUUCUGUUGAUAGCACCAAGCUCAGCUAUCUUCGACCAGCUCAGCUAUCUUAGACAAGCUCAUCUAUCUUAGACAAACCUCGAGACAAGAAACCCGGUUGAUACAUCUGACCAUACAUAUAUUACAUUUACUUGAAAACAUCUCUAAGUAAGGAUUGGUGGUCAAAAACAGGAGCAAAAGGCUUUUCACAGCGGGCACGUUGACUUGACCAUCGAGGUGUAAAAGGAACCGGAUUCUCGUGGACAUAUCCCAGCAAAUAAAGCCUGUUCGGCCUCAAGGGUACUCUGGAGAGAUAAAAAUUGCGUCUUGGGUCCUUUAAAAGAACAUGGCGCCUUUAAAUGGAUGGUUCGUAGUAUGGUGCCUGCUUCUGAUGGUGGGAACGCAAGAAGCUCUUGAACCUCAGUUGAAGGACUACUGGUAUAAGCUGGCGCAAGAAGAACUGAAGAAGGCGCUUAAUACGAAGCCAAACACCAACGUUGCCAAAAAUGUCAUCUUGUUCCUAGGCGACGGAAUGGGCGUGUCCACCCUGACGGCCGCCAGGAUAUAUAAAGGACAGCAAGCAGGAAGACCGGGAGAGGAGGGGACUCUGGCCUUCGAAAGCUUCCCGCAUGCUGGUUUGGCGAAGACCUACAACACGGACCGGCAGACGGCGGACUCGGCGGGAACGGCAACCGCCUUCUUGUGUGGCGCCAAAACCAAGUCAGGGCUUAUUGGUCUGGACGACCGCGCUGUUAGGGGCAACUGCUCGUCCGAAAAGGGCGGGGCCAUCAGCUCUAUACUGAAAUGGUCGAACUCCGAAGGCAAAUCAACAGGUGUGGUAAGCACAGCCCGUGUCACCCAUGCCACGCCAGCAUCCGGGUACGCACACUCCGCUGACAGGAACUGGGAGGCGGACGCUGAUAUGCCGGAAAGCGCUCGCACUGGUUGCUCUGACAUCGCCGCACAGCUCGUCGGUGAAGACGGUUCUUUUUUAAACGUAAUCUUAGGAGGUGGACGAAGUAAGUUUUUACCCAACACAACAGCAGACCCUGAAUGGCCAGGUAAAAAUGGCUCCAGGGUGGACGGCAGGAAUUUGAUUGAGGACUGGUCGAAAUCUAAAAAGGAGCCGUCAAGGGCACGUUAUGUUUGGAACUUAGAUGGGUUCAAGGCCGUUGACCCGAUAGGCACAGAUUACUUAUUGGGUUUGUUUGAACCAAGUCAUAUGCAGUACGAAUUAGACCGAAACAAGGCGAAGGAGCCGUCAUUAGCUGAAAUGACAGAAAAAGCCAUCAAAAUGCUGCGGAAAAACCCAAAGGGAUUCUUCCUGUUGGUGGAAGGUGGACGAAUAGACCAUGGUCAUCACAAUAGCACGGCGCAUAAGGCGCUGGCCGAUACCAUAGCCAUGGACAAGGCAGUCACUAAGGCCCUAGAACUGACCGAUACAGAGGACACAUUGAUAGUGGUCACGGCUGAUCACUCGCACGUGUUCACUAUUGGAGGAUAUGCUUCAAGGGGGAACAAUAUACUGGGAAUAACGGACAAGGAUAAGGAUAAAAAUGGCACUGCCUACACAUCGCUGCUGUACGCGAACGGUCCGGGCUAUGAGGCGCCACGACCAGACCCCGCGCCCAUCAACACAAACGACUCCGGUUACCAGUUCCAAAGCGCCGUGCAACUUGACUCUGAAACCCACGGCGGGGAGGACGUCGCCAUUUACGCCACAGGUCCUAUGUCGCACCUGUUCCACUCACUUCACGAGCAACAUUAUAUCGCUCACAUGAUGGCGUAUGCUUCUUGCGUGGGUCAGAAUAAAGAUCACUGUAAAGAAAAGUCGGCAGGUGGCGCUAUGGGGUUAAUUGUCGCCGCUAACGAGCGUCUUUGGGUUUUAAUCUUUGUGGCGGCAUGCGCGAUGCUUGCUCGUUAGGUUCGCUCCAGGUGUAGAUUUAUCAACAGCAUUCUCUCGAUAAAAAGUUGUAAAAAACAGCAUCUAAUGAUCCUCUUUUUUGUAACUCUGUAAGAGGUGGGUGGGAGGGGGGUUUAUAACAUUGUUUUAAAUUUAACUUUGUUUAAUUUUUUGUCUGAAAUUUUGAAGAAAAUGCAGAAGGGGUGUGGAUUAAAAACAUUGAAGAUUGUUCUAAGAAUGAGGUAGAUGAGGCAUGUUUAAUCUCCGUAUUGCGUUUGCUGUGCUUCGUGUUCUCAGUCCUUCGGUGGACAAAGUGUAUUCAUUAAAACAGAACUUCUUUUUGCUUA